Molecule: messenger RNA, 769 nt
Organism: Anopheles moucheti
Lineage: Eukaryota; Metazoa; Arthropoda; Insecta; Diptera; Culicidae
Gene: Fdx1
Product: adrenodoxin-like protein 1, mitochondrial
Exons: 3
Coding region: 89-586 (165 amino acids)
Biological process (GO): positive regulation of oxidoreductase activity; P450-containing electron transport chain
Cellular component (GO): mitochondrion
Molecular function (GO): 2 iron, 2 sulfur cluster binding
Source: RefSeq, a predicted model, not a curated record
ACCGGUAUCAAAAUCAUUCCGGUUGCUUUUUUUAUAGCAAUCCGUGAACAUUGUUUUCCAGUGCCAUUUAUUACAAAGCACAUUCAAAAUGCCCAUUACAACGUCGCUGCUAUAUCUGGCACGCGGAGUGGUUAGUCGGUGGUGCGGCUCAAUAAUUCCACGAAAUAUACACACAACAGUGCAGCUUCUGCACGGUGAAUACGAAUGGCAGGAUCCCAAAAGCGAAGAUGAAGUUGUAAACAUAACGUACAUCGAUAAGGAUGGCAAGGAAACGACGGUUCGGGGGAAGGUCGGUGACAAUGUGCUUUAUCUCGCCCAUCGAUACGGUGUGGAAAUGGAGGGUGCAUGUGAGGCCUCGUUGGCCUGCACCACCUGUCACGUGUACGUGCAGGAUAAGUACCUCGAUCGCCUAACCGAGCCGGAGGAAAAGGAAGAUGAUCUGCUCGAUAUGGCACCAUUUUUGCGCGAAAACUCCCGCCUCGGAUGUCAGAUAUUGCUGCAAAAAGAUCUCGAAGGGAUGCGAUUACAGCUUCCGCAAGCAACACGAAACUUCUACGUCGAUGGACACAAACCAAAGCCGCAUUAGGUCUGAUUUAAGAUUGUUUUUACUCGUUUAGUUUCGUAAUGGUUAGGUUGGUUGUAAAUUUUCCGUUAUAUAGCGCUGGGAGAGCGGUUGAUAGUUUCUGCGUGCUUGGAAGCAACCGUUAAAUUCAGUUAACAGGAUUGUAAGAAACGUUACAUUUGAGACGUUGAAUAAAAGCGAUGAACA